CUUUGUUGUUGUUCUGUUGUGUGUUGAUCAGUUGAAAAAAGUUUAAAGUAAAAAAAUAAAUAAAAAAGGUGUCAUUUUUACAAAAGCUGCAAUUGUAUUCCAAUCCAGCAGUGGUGCUAAUACACGACAAGGUGCUCAAGCGCCAUGUCAAUAGUAGAAGAAGACUGAGAAGGGACACAAUUAUAAUAAUGGCGCGAAUCAUUGACAUCUUCUAAAGUUUAGGCUGCUCGCCGGCUCCUCGUCACCACUUCAAGAUGGUGGCCCAAUUUCUCGCAUCACAGCAGCCAAUGCUGCGUCUACUUAGAACAUGUCUGUGGCGUGAAUGCUACAACUUCCUGGAAGAGCCCGCAGCACUUUGACAAGGUUAGACUCCAUUUGAUCCACUUUGACAAGGUUAGACUCCAUUGGAUCCACUUUGACAAGGUUAGACUGCAUUUGAUCCACUUUGACAAGGUUAGACUGAUAUUUACAAUACAUUCUUAAAGUUUUGUUGGUUGGAAAUACUGGUUUGUUCUGCUACUUGCUGAAAGAACAUUUCUAUCUUUACAUAGAUUGGUACACCAAAGCAUCUGAUGGAGUCCUCAUGCAUUAAGACAAAGGAUGACGCGACCAACCUUAAAUCGAGGCAAUGUAAACGCCCAAGGAGGUUGGAUUCGGGCUCUUCCAGUGACGGUCAGGAAAUGUAUCUGCCUCCACCACCUUAAUACAAAUCAAUACCACUCAAACCCACAGCAGGACUUUCUCAAAUCCUUGUUCCAUCAGCCAGAUAACUGGGAUCCCAAAAGUCACAUCUGUAUAGAUCCUUGCACCGCAUUGAAGGCACACGACUUGACAGGUUUGAGAGACAUUAGACAUGUGUCCCUAUGUUUACAUCAUCGAGUGGUCUGCUGCUUCCUUGCUUCCUUGCUCCCUCCAUUUAGGUCCCGGAACUGGCGAGGACGACACGAAAACACGCUUGGUCCCCUGCCCCCCCAUCCCUUUUCUUCGUGAGGAUUAUGAGCCUUUUUUCCCAGCAGUCGGCAUCCUAAUGACAGCAAACGUUGCACAUCUCCAGUAAAAUAGACUGUGUUCGAGCCGGAGACGUCCUGACAGUGCUCAGAGAGAAAGUGGCCUUUGUGUCAGGCGGACGGGACAAACGAGGAGGGCCAAUCCUGACCUUCCCAGCGAGGACUAACCAUGAGCGAAUAAGACAGGAAGAUCUUAGCCGGCUGGUUACAUACCUGUCAACCAUACCCUGUGAGGAUGUUCGUGCACGAGGGUUUACAGUGGUGGUGGACAUGCGUGGCAGUAAGUGGGACAGUGUGAAGCCGGUGUUACGGACUUUGCAGGAGUCCUUUUCCUCCAACAUCCACACAGCACUGCUCAUCAAACCUGACACAUUCUGGCAAAAACACAAGACCAACCUGGGCAGUGCCAAGCUCAGCUUUGAGACCAGCCUUGUGUCUGUAGAAGGUCUGUCCCGGUUGGUGGACCCCUCUCAGUUGACGUCUGAUUUGGGGGGUUCAUUGGAGUAUGAUCAUGUGGAGUGGACCGAGUUGCGCCUAGGUCUGGAGGAGUUCUCUGGGGCUGCCAUACAGCUGCUGGCCCAGUUGGACCAGCUGGAGGAUGGGCUGACUAACACACCGGAACCGCAGGAUGUUGACGAGGCCCGCAAAAUCCUUGACGAACACAAUCGUCUCCGGAACACUAUUACUAAAGCGCCAGUUGAUGCCCAUGACCGAGAAGGAAAGAGCUUGCUUCAGCGCAUGCAUCUAGGCCUCUCCCAAGGAGAUGCCUCGAGUGAAAGCGGGUUCGGGAGCACUGGCAGCUGGUUGUCAGGUGGGGCUGAUUUCCAAAAUGUGGCGCCAAAGGUUUUGUCUCUACUCGACCGGCUGCAGGCGGCGCGUAGUCAUUUGUUGCAGAGCUGGAGUGACAGAAAGCUUCACCUUGACCAAGCACUGCAGUUACAUCUGUUUGAGCAGGACGCCACAAAGAUGUCCGAGUGGAUCGCCCACAGUAAGGAGUUGUUCUUGCAGACUCUAGUGGAAGUAGGUCAAAACCACCAGCAUGCUGUCAACUUGCAAACCCAACACCAGCACUUCACCUCCAACGUGAUGAAUGGCAGUGUGAAUGUGGACAGUGUUGUUACUGUGGCAGCCAGACUUGCUGAGGCUCAUCACUACGGGGCAGACAGGAUUUCCAUGGUGUCUUCGCGGCUACAGGAAGACUGGAGGUCACUGACAACAGCAUUGGAGGAGCGUAGUAACACAUUAUCCAUGGCAACUGGCUUCCACCAAGGAGCUGAACAGUUCCUUGUAAAAGUGGACGCAUGGCUUCAGAUCUGUGCUGAGGCAUCGCUGCCCACAGCAACAGCUGAACUGGAUGAAGCUGUGAAAAAACACCAGGAGCUGAAUGAGGAGAUUUCUGCCAACUACACCCAAGUCAGCGAGAGUGGGAAAGCCUUGCUGGAUGUCCUUAAUCGCUGCACGCUGACCGACACCAAUGACAAGUCACCUCAACUCAACUUUGCUGCUACAACACAUGGCAUCAUGGGAGUUUUGCACCAGGUGAUGCAGGGCCAACAUGACGUGGAGAGUGCAUGGCAACACCGCAAGCUCCGCCUGCACCAACACCUUCAGCUGUGUGUGUUCCAACAGGACGUCCGACAGGUGUUGGACUGGGUGGAGCAGCAUGGUGAAGUUUUCCUCAACAAGCACAGUGGUGUUGGGAAAUCGCUGCAUCGAGCACGGGCACUUCAGAAACGACAUGACGACUUUCAGCAAGUUGCCCAGAACACGUAUACUAAUGCAGAGAAGCUUCUUGAAGCAGCCGACCAGCUGGCUCAGUCUGGGGAGUGCGAGGAGGAAGAAAUCUAUCAGGCGGCGCGAGACCUGGAGCUUCGCAUGCAGGCCUUCAUUCAGAAGGUGGAACAAAGAAAGACGCUGCUGGACUUGGCCGUGUCUUUCUACACACACACCAAAGAGCUGUCAUCUUGGAUGGAGGGGCUCCAAAAGCAGCUCUCAGCUGACCUCUGCCUUGGUUCUGAAUCAGUGGAGGCCCUGCAGACACUCAUGAACCAGCAACAGCAGCAGCAGGCCAACACACAAGAAGCUGCGAUGAGUGUUAUUCGCGAAGGGGAAGACCUCAUCCUGCAAUUAAGGCCUCAUGGUAGCUCAGUGGCCCACGUGGAGUCAGUGCUGCAGCAGCUGGAAGAGUUCCACGUGCAGCUGGAGGAACUCUUCCAUCAACGGAAGAUUCGAUUAGAUGUUUACCUGCAGCUGCGCAUCCUGCAACAGUGCAUUCUAGAGGUUAACGGGGAGAUGGAUGCCUGGAAGCAGGAGCUCCAGAAACAAUCCCAGGACUUCACUGCUGAGAAACGUCUUUCUGAAACAAACCAGGACAAGCAAGCAUCGGUGGCAUCACGGCUAGCUGAAGCUAGCCCAGACGCGCUUACGUUAGCACAGCAGCGCAUUCACAGGCACAUGGAACGGAGGCUGGCUAUGAAUACCAUGACCUAUGAGGUCGUCCAGCAAGGUCACGACCUUCAGCAGUACAUUACUGAGGUCCAGGCAACAGGAAUUGAGGUGGAGGGUGGUCUUUCCUCUCAGGUGGAGGAGCUGCAGCACCUCAUGCAGGACAAACAGAAGGAACUGCAGCAAAUUGCAGAUCACACACACACACAUCUAGAACAAAACCUGCAGCUCAAACACCUGCAGAACCAGGUCAAACAGGUUCUGGGGUGGAUCUCCGAGGGUGAGGUCAUGUUGUCAUCCUGCAUGUUGAACUCCAGCUGUUUGUCUGAAGCUGAACAGUUACAGAGGGAACAUGAACGUCUCCAACAGGCCAUAGAGGCUCUCCUCCACGCUGACUCCUUGCAGCGGACCCACCAGGUGGCGCUUGCGCUACAGCAGAGAGCAGAGUUGCUUGUCAGAUCAGGCCACAAUGAUUCAGAUGCAGUUAGGUCAUGUGCACAGACAGUGGCGCUACACUGGCAGAGACUGAUGCUACGGAUCGAAGACCGACUCAAACUUGUCAACGCUUCCGCCGCCUUCUACAGGACAUCGCAACAGGUGUGUGGCGUGCUGGAGAGUCUGGAACAGGAGUACCGCAGGGAGGACGACUGGUGUGGGGGCGGUGAUAGACAGCCUGAGCAUCUCCUGCCACUGGUCAACAAACACAUGGAGCAGAAAGAGGCUUUUCUCAAGGCCUGCACGCUUGCAAGAAGGAAUGCAGAAGUUUUCCUUAAGUACAUCCACCGCAACAGUGUCACCAUGGCAAACAUCUCGGGUCAUAGUCUUACUGUGCCUGGGGUGACGGAGGCGACUGGCCACUCCCGGGUACCAGAGCAACAGGUCAAAGGGAUUCUCAGUGAGCUACUUCAGAGGGAAAAUAGAGUUCUUCAUUUUUGGACAUUAAAGAAGCGAAGACUUGACCAAUGCCAGCAGUAUGUCAUGUUUCAGAUCCAUGCACAGCAGGCUUUGGAUUGGCUGCAGCAGUCAGGGGACCACUAUCUGGCAACACACACAUCGGCGGGGGCCACAGUGGCAGAGACGCAGGAGCUGUUGAACCAGCACAGAGAGUUUUGUAUUUCAGCCAAGCACACCCAAGAAAAAGUCCAUCUGCUGAUUCAACUGGCUGAGAGCAUGCUGGCUAAAGGCCACGCUCACCGCCUGGAGCUUCGCCGCUGUGUUUCCACUGUAGAUAAACGAUACCGGGACUUCACCGUUCGGAUGGGCCAGUAUCGCCAUGUGCUGGAGACGGCAUUAGGAGGUUGCUCACAGGAAAAUAAAGACUUGGAGCUUGAGUUGAUUCCCAAUAGUUUGUCUGACUCUGACCCUGAGGUCAAUCUGUCAGACCCAAACCACCAGAUCAGUGAUGAGAAGAGACGCUCAGCCCGCAAGAAAGAGUACAUCAUGGCGGAGCUGUUACAGACAGAGAGAGUCUAUGUCAGAGACCUGCACGAAUGCAUUGAGACAUACCAUUGGGAGAUGACGAGUGGCUCAGAGGACGUCCCAUCUGGUCUUAGCAACAAAGAUGAUGUGGUGUUCGGGAACAUUCAGGAUAUCUACGAGUUCCAUAACAGUAUUUUCCUGAAGGAACUGGAGAACUACGAGCAGCUUCCUGAAGAUGUGGGACAUUGUUUCGUCACAUGGGCUGACAAGUUUCACAUGUACGUGACCUACUGCAGGAACAAGCCAGACUCCAGCUUACUGAUCCAGCUGCACGGCACUGGCUUCUUUGAGGAGGUCCAAAGGAGACAUGGGCUGGCAAACUCCAUCUCGUCAGCGCUCAUCAAACCAGUUCAGAGAAUCACAAAGUACCAACUGCUGCUUAAGGAGUUGCUGGCUUGCUGCGAAGAAGGAAAAGGAGAGAUCAAGGAAGGCUUGGACGUGAUGCUCAGUGUUCCCAAAAGAGCCAACGAUGCUAUGCACGUUAGCAUGCUCGAAGGUCUGGAAGAAGGUCUGGAGGUGCAAGGUGAGCUUCUCUUGCAAGACUCCUUUCUUGUUUGGGAACCAAAGUCUCUAAUCAGGAAGGGGCGUGACCGACACCUCUUCUUGUUUGAGCUGUCACUCAUCUUCAGUAAGGAGAUGAAAGACUCAUCAGGACGAGCCAAGUACCUUUACAAGAGCCGCCUGAGGACAUCAGAACUUGGUGUAACAGAACACAUUGAAGGGGAUCCUUGUAAAUUUGCUCUUUGGGUUGGAAGGACGCCGACCUCCGAUAACAGGACGGUUCUGAAGGCCCUGUCCUUGGAGCUAAAGCAAGAGUGGGUCCGCAGCAUUCGACAGGUCAUUCAGGAGAGGCGAGGUCACCUGCGGGGUGCACUGAGGGAGCCCAUUCCACUUCCAAAGACUCCCAACCUGACUCUCGGGCGACAACGCAGCAUCUCACGCAGAGAAACCAGCGAGGACGCUGACAGUCUGGGUGAUGCCAGCAGUCAGCCUGACACCGUCUCUAUCGCCUCCAGAACAUCACAAAAUACUGCAGACAGUGACAAGCUAUCGGGAGGUUGCGAGUUAGUGGUGGUGUUGUUGGAUUUCUCCUCCGCCUUGCCUGGAGAGAUCAGCGUCCGCUGUGGUCAGACAGUGGAGCUGGUAGAGCGCUCGGCUGAGAGACAGGGUUGGUGUCUUGUCAGAACCACGGAUCAAACGCCACAACAGGAGGGUUUGCUACCGAUGAGUGCCCUCUGCCUCUCCCACUCCCACAGUGCUGCCGACAUGGACACUCUAGUCCCAGCUUCCCCCGCCUCCUCGGGAGGAACCCCCUCCUGCACCACCACCUCCUCCUUCAAUGCUUCCAAUUCAUCUCUGAUGGCAAUUGCUGCAGACUCUGGCCAAUUGACCCCAGAGACAUCCGGGCCGCAUGGUCACCCGACUCAAAGUGGGACGUCUCCCGUAGUCUACAAUUUGGGCGGAGCACCGGGAGGUGUUGCCAGUUCACCAGGGCCAAAACGUAGUGGUUCAGGAACUGGAAACACACUGAAGCGCUGGUUAACUAGUCCCGUUAGGAGGCUGAGUCAAGGAAAAGUCGAUGGACAGAAAAAAGCUCCAAUCAGAAACAGAAGGCGGGACAACAGGCCAGAAGUGACCACACCCCUUCUAGGCAACUCAACAAUGAAGGUGAAAAAAGAAGAUGAAGGGCAAAGUGGCGGAGAGGAGGAGCCAGAGGAAGAAGGACACACCCCCUUACCCCCUCCCAUGCAGAUUAUCAAGGAUCCCAACAACCCAGAGGCGCUGGAUUCAGACCAAAGCUCUAAUGAGUCGGACAGCGAGCAGCGGAACAAAGCUCUGAGAGGACGCAUGUUUGUGGUGAAUGAAAUGGUCCAAUCUGAGAAGGACUACGUGAAGGACUUGGGCAUCAUUGUUGAGGGCUUUAUGUCCCGGCUGGAUGUCAGAGGGAUUCCAGAGGACAUGAGAGGAAAAGACAAGGUUGUUUUUGGCAACAUCCAACAGAUCUACGACUGGCACCGCGAUUUCUUUCUGCUGGAGUUGGAGCAUUGCAUCCAGAACCACGACCUUCUGGCAGACCUCUUCAUUAAACAUGAGCGUCGCCUGCACAUGUAUGUGGUUUACUGUCAGAACAAGCCCAGCUCAGAGUACAUUGUCAUGGAGUACGAGACCUUCUUUGAGGAGAUCCAGCAUGAGAUCAGCUGCAGGAUGUCCAUCAGUGAUUACCUGAUCAAACCCAUCCAGAGGAUAACCAAGUAUCAGCUGCUACUGAAGGAUUUCCUCAAGUACACGACCAAAGCCGGGCUAGACUCUGAAGAGAUUGAGAAAGCAGUAGAGCUGAUGUCACUGGUGCCAAAGCGCUGCAAUGACAUGAUGAAUCUGGGUCGCUUGCAGGGAUACGAGGGGAAGUUGACCUCUCAGGGUAAGCUGCUGCAACAGGAGACUUUCUGCGUUUGGGAGCAGGACGGAGGAGUUUUGUCUCGGAGCAAAGAGCGCCAUGUUUUCCUCUUUGAGCAGAUUGUCAUUUUCAGCGAGCUCCUCCGUAAAGGAUCCAACAAUCCUGAAUACCAGUUUAAAAACAGCAUCAAGGUGAGUUACCUGGCCAUGCAGGAGAGUGCAGAGGGAGACCUAUGCAAGUUUGUGUUGUGGUCUCGGGACUCAGCAGCACGCUUCACGCUGCAGGCCUCGUCCACAAGCAUCAAAAACACCUGGGUGGACAACAUCAGCGCCCUGCUGGAGGUGCAGAACAACUUUCUGUCUGCUCUCCAAUCUCCAAUCGAGUACCAAAAGAAGGAAGGCGGGAUAUCAGUGAUCCGCCCACUGUCAUCGGUACGAUCACCUUUAGCCCCGCCCACACCAAAUGGACACGCCUCUCAGCCUCCGCCAGAAAGCGAUCACGACAACCAGGAGCUGGUGCUGGUGCUUGAGGACUUUGUGGCCGUGCAUGAAGACGAGAUCUCCGUGUUCCAAGGCGAGAAGGUUCAGAUUCUGGCCUCCAACCAGCAGGGUCAGAGUCUUGUGUACCGCCCGGCCAACAGCGACUCACCGGCCGCUGAAGGCUGGGUGGCACGAAGCGCACUCAACACACACUGACACAUAUACACACACACACACGCACACACACACACACACACACACUGUAGCACAGCUCAUGUAGACCGGCCCUCUCGUUAGUGUCCAACUCCAAUCAGGACGUGGUCUUUCAGCCGCCAACACCAGGCUGAGAUCCCAGGAAGUCAACUUUUCUUUUCUGUGGAUGAGUGGCAGUGAGCGAGUCUCCAUGCUGUCAUGUGAAUAGUAUGUAAAACAAAGACUGGAAUACUAGAAAAUACUGAAGACUGAUAGAAUAGUUUUUUCAGCACAAAAGAGAACUCCUAGUGUGGGUGUGUCAGAGUGUGUCUUAGUGGCGCCACCUUGUGUUCUUUCACUAGCAGUUAGGUGAUGUAGCAUUGCUUGACCACCACAUUGUUUUUCUUCUUUCCACCUGCUAGUCAGUGAUGGCGCCACCUUGGUGUGUGCAGCUCUGCUCACUUUGGACAUUCUGAGGAUGCAUUUCUUGUUUCUGUCCACCAAUGAGACGGCUGAACACUUCUGAUUGAUUUGUCUUUCUUCAAUCUCUUGUCUUAAUUGUUGCCCGUUCAGCCUCACUAUUCCCCGUCUCGAAAACCUUUUCUGUCCCUCCUUGUCCAACUUUGUUUCCUGUCAACCUCUCUACCUGUCUGCCUGCGAUUCUCCUGGUGCCAUUCUCAGACAACACCCUGGUCCUUAAGGAACUAUGCAGCCUGGCUUUGAGGGCCAUUGCAGCGCUCCACUUUUGACCAGUUUACAUUGAAGAGGAGUCGCCAUGUUGGCUUUGGGCUCAAAGGCAGAGGACUGGUAUGGGCGAGGGCAGAGUAUAGCGCACUACAAAGAGUUUGAGGUGGAAUGUAACGCACUGUAUUGAAAAUGUUUGUGACAUGCUACAUUUGGGAGGUUUAUGUAGUGCAAUUGAAAGGGUGAAACUAGAGAGCACUAUAAGGUGAUGAAAAGCACACGAGCAAGAUGAGAUGUGACUCAAGCAAGCAAGCAAGCAACCAGUGUUAUUUCUAUAAGCUGCUAAAAUGACUUAACAGCUCUGUGUCAAAUGUUUGUAAUAAAGUUCAUUUUUCAUCCGA
Nerophis lumbriciformis (worm pipefish) is the source of this 9082-nucleotide messenger RNA. Its product is annotated as kalirin-like. Gene Ontology annotation, molecular function: guanyl-nucleotide exchange factor activity; protein binding. NCBI's taxonomy places the organism in Eukaryota, Metazoa, Chordata, Actinopteri, Syngnathiformes, Syngnathidae. The record is from RefSeq and is a predicted model, not a curated record. Gene Ontology annotation, biological process: axon guidance. Gene Ontology annotation, cellular component: cytoplasm; extrinsic component of membrane.